Molecule: messenger RNA, 1107 nt
Organism: Exophiala aquamarina CBS 119918
Lineage: Eukaryota; Fungi; Ascomycota; Eurotiomycetes; Chaetothyriales; Herpotrichiellaceae
Product: CMGC/MAPK/P38 protein kinase
Exons: 6
Coding region: 1-1107 (368 amino acids)
Biological process (GO): osmosensory signaling pathway; protein phosphorylation; stress-activated MAPK cascade
Cellular component (GO): nucleus; cytoplasm
Molecular function (GO): ATP binding; MAP kinase activity
Source: RefSeq, a predicted model, not a curated record
AUGGCAGAAUUCGUACGAGCUCAAAUCUUUGGAACCACCUUCGAAAUAACCAGCAGAUACACGGAUUUGCAACCAGUGGGCAUGGGCGCCUUUGGGCUGGUUUGCUCUGCUAAAGAUCAAUUGACGGCUCAAUCCGUGGCCGUCAAGAAGAUCAUGAAGCCCUUCUCAACCCCCGUCCUUGCGAAACGUACCUAUCGAGAACUCAAGCUGUUGAAGCACCUUCGACACGAGAAUGUCAUCUCGCUCAGCGACAUCUUCAUCUCGCCUCUUGAGGACAUUUAUUUCGUUACCGAGUUGCUCGGUACCGACCUCCAUCGCUUGUUGACUUCCAGACCGCUUGAAAAGCAAUUCAUCCAAUAUUUUCUUUACCAAAUCCUGCGCGGUCUGAAAUAUGUCCACUCAGCAGGUGUCGUCCACCGAGACCUGAAGCCCAGUAACAUUCUAGUCAACGAGAAUUGCGAUUUGAAAAUCUGCGACUUCGGCCUCGCUAGAAUCCAAGAUCCUCAGAUGACGGGCUACGUAUCGACUCGAUACUACCGGGCCCCUGAAAUUAUGCUGACUUGGCAAAAAUACGAUAUUGAAGUAGAUAUCUGGAGUGCUGGCUGCAUCUUUGCGGAAAUGCUCGAGGGUAAACCGUUGUUCCCUGGAAAGGAUCAUGUCAAUCAAUUCUCCAUCAUCACCGAACUCCUCGGAACACCCCCACAAGAUGUCAUUGAGACCAUCUGCAGCGAAAACACUCUCAGAUUCGUCCAGUCUUUACCCAAGAGAGAAAGACAACCACUGAGCGCCAAGUUCAAGAAUGCCGACCCGCAAGCCAUUGAUCUCUUGGAAAAGAUGUUGGUAUUUGAUCCUCGGAAACGAGUAUCCGCGAUCCAAGGAUUGGAACACGAGUAUCUAUCGCCCUACCACGACCCCACCGAUGAGCCUGUGGCCGACGAGAAGUUCGACUGGUCUUUCAACGACGCCGAUCUUCCCGUCGAUACCUGGAAAAUCAUGAUGUACUCGGAGAUUCUUGACUACCACAACAUCGAUAAUCAGGAGGGUGAGAUGGGUAAAGGACUAUCAGUUGAGCAGGCCCAGGCCGUCAACGGACAGACCGUCCAGUGA